This is a messenger RNA of Colletotrichum spaethianum, 870 nucleotides long. Its product is annotated as fumarylacetoacetate hydrolase domain-containing protein 2. The record is from RefSeq and is a predicted model, not a curated record. The coding region runs from base 1 to 870 and encodes 289 amino acids. The transcript has 3 exons. Lineage: Eukaryota; Fungi; Ascomycota; Sordariomycetes; Glomerellales; Glomerellaceae. Gene Ontology annotation, molecular function: catalytic activity.
AUGUCUUGGAAUCGUCUUAUCCGUUUUGUCGACGACAAUGACGUUGAACAUUUCGGCGAGCCCCAGGUUCAAGACGAAACAGAUCUCUCGACGCUUCAUGACAGGAUUGAUCUAUGGGUGGUCACCUACGAUGGCGCAAAUCCCUUCUCACCCCUCGUCAAAGGUGAGCGCAUGCAUGUAAAGGCACUGAAGCCUCUUUUAAGGCCAAAGGAUGUCCCGAUCGUUCGCUGUAUUGGUCUAAACUAUGUCAACCACAUCAAAGAGGGUGGCCGAACACCACCUCCUUACCCCUCUCUCUUCAUCAAACCUGCAACAUCAGUUGCUGCUUGGAAUGAGGACGUGCCGAUUCCAAAGGUCGCUCAAGACGGGACUGUCGAUUAUGAGGGUGAACUAGCCUUUGUGAUCGGCAAGACUGGCAAGAAUAUCCCCAAAGAGCAUGCGCUGGAGUACGUUGCGGGCUACCUCACCGCCAACGACGUGUCUGCGAGAGCCUGGCAAAGAGAUCCAGCAAAAGCUGGCGGAGUCCCCCAAUGGAGCUUCAGCAAGGGUUUCGACAAGUUUGCCCCUUUCAGCCCGGUGCUGGUGUCCCCAGCGGUGGUCGGCAACGCCAGCGGUCUCGUACUGCAGACCUUCGUCAACGGCAAAGAAAGGCAGCACGAAAGUACAGGUGAUUUGCUCUUUGGGGUGGAAGAGAUUGUGAGCUUCAUCAGCCAAGGUACGACCUUGGAGGCGGGAACCGUUGUGUUGACAGGUACGCCGUCAGGCGUUGCUAUGGGUAUGAAGCCGCCAAAGUACUUAGCUGACGGCGACGUGGUGGAGGUAAGGAUCAGUAAGCUUGGUGGUGUGAAAAACAAGAUGGUAUUUGAGUAG